Messenger RNA from Pundamilia nyererei, 1613 nucleotides. RefSeq names its product KIAA1958 ortholog. Gene Ontology annotation, cellular component: nucleoplasm. The record is from RefSeq and is a predicted model, not a curated record. The coding region runs from base 1 to 1461 and encodes 486 amino acids. NCBI's taxonomy places the organism in Eukaryota, Metazoa, Chordata, Actinopteri, Cichliformes, Cichlidae. The transcript is spliced from 5 exons.
AUGUCCAGCCUGGUUCAAACCACCUCGGACAGUUUGUGUAAACUCGUCCGCUGGGCUCACAGCCACGGCACCAUCUGUAACCUCCUCCCCAGCUUGCAGCACAUCACCCGUGGCUCCUACAGCAAUGUGCUGACAGCUGAAUCUGGUCCGCACGGUGGCAGCGUCCCCAUUGCUGUGUGGGGCUGUGGGGCUGGACACGCCUACCACUGGCCCCUUGGUGAAAAUGCAAACACUUGUGGCGGCUCAGCCAGUACCAGACAGGGCCAGGAGAGGUUUGCUGGAGGUCGUCCAACCACUAAGAUUGCAGUGAGAACAUCAUGUGACCUCUCCUAUAGUGAAGCGGCAUCAGAGGGCGAGGAGUUCAGCGGUCGGCUUUUUGACAUUGCUGCAUGUGAUUCAUCAGCCACAGAUGAGGAUGGCGACUAUGAGCCCCGGCCAUCUAGGAAAAGAGGCGGGGCCCAGGGAGGAGCCAUCGUUGCAAAGAAGGUCAAACAGGAAUCCGCCCCAGCAAAAGACGAUGACACUGGGCUCGCAGAGACAGACCUAGUCUGUGUUUUACAAACUCAUCAGGCACCAAACACAUACUCUCAAAUCACACAAACACUGUGGCCAAAAAAGGCUCUUUCAUCUUGCUGUCAGCCCCAGCAUGGACAACAUGUGGGGUGUGAGGGAUCGAUGGAUCCAGAGACGGAGGUACUAGGAGGAGGCAGCUGCACAGCAGGGACCACAGAGCAGGCUGAGCGAUGCAGCUCUGCCACAGAGACCACUACGAAGAACACAGCUGAAGAAGACGAGAGUGAGCUGGAGAAGCUGCGAGCAUUACUCUUAGCAGAACGCAGCCGAAACCAACAAAUGACAGACAUGAUCUCCAAUUUGAAGCAGGACAAAGAACUGCUGCAACAUGAACUCACGAAGAAAGCUGAACUCAUAUGUGAGUUUCUGCAGGAUAAACUGCGCCCCGAGAAGAGGUGGCCUCGUUGUUCCACUCAGGUGGAACCUGGAAGCUCACACAUGGCGUCCUCUGAUGAUGCAGCUGGGUUUGAUUUGCCAACGCUGUUUGACUCAUUUGAGGAAGUGGAGCUUCAUCCUCUAGAGCGCCAUCGGACCCCGAAGAGCAAGAGGAGCCGGGAUGGAGAAAACACUCGAGUCAGGAUGAAAAACGUGGUGGGUGUGAUAGCACGCUACAUGGCUGCCCUCCAGGAGUUUCGCCGCAGCGUCUCCAUGAAGGUGGCGUUUGACCGCAUCGGUGUGGACCGCAACACAAUCUCUCGCACGGCGGCCAUAGCGGAGCUCAGCCUGGCUGCUCCAGAGGUUUUUCACGCACUGGUGCCAUGGGAUGAGAAGGAGGAGACGCUGGCACACUACGCCCACCGCUGCCGGCAGGCGAUGGACGACACCAUUAAGGCAAAGAUCAAAACAAUGAAGGCAAAAGGAGAACUGUUGCCCAUUGUGUCAAAGUGACAGCUUCAUGUAUGGUGCUCGCUCUGCCUGAGGCACAGGCCUACAAAACCUCUGCAUACUUUAUGUAUAGACUUUAACAUAAUUGACUUCAAAUCAUAUGUCGACUGUAUUCCAACCAUCAUGGGUGCUUCCUGUCUAGUGGAUUUUUUUCU